Vigna angularis (adzuki bean) is the source of this 1336-nucleotide messenger RNA. RefSeq names its product peroxidase 5. The transcript is spliced from 2 exons. The record is from RefSeq and is a predicted model, not a curated record. Gene Ontology annotation, cellular component: plasmodesma; plant-type cell wall. Bases 1 to 996 code for a protein of 331 amino acids. Gene Ontology annotation, molecular function: heme binding; peroxidase activity. Gene Ontology annotation, biological process: response to oxidative stress; hydrogen peroxide catabolic process. NCBI's taxonomy places the organism in Eukaryota, Viridiplantae, Streptophyta, Magnoliopsida, Fabales, Fabaceae.
AUGGAUAUUGACACUCCACGUUUCCUUCAAAUGAUUUCAACUUUGGUUCUCAUUCUAGUUUCUGUUCCAUCACUGACUUCAGCGUCUCUCAAAGUAGGUUUCUACACCUCCACAUGUUCAUCUGCGGAGGAAAUAGUGAGAAAUGCCGUAAACAAAGGAAUUUCUGAAAAUCCUGGCAUAGCUGCUGGUCUCAUUAGGAUGCAUUUCCAUGACUGCUUUGUUAGGGGCUGUGAGGGUUCUGUGUUGCUAGCAUCUACCCCGGGUAACCCAAUAGCGGAAAGAGACCAUCUUGCCAACAACCCAAGCUUACGUGGGUUCGAGGUGAUCGAGGAGGCCAAGACACAGUUGGAGGCUGCAUGUCCUGGAACGGUGUCGUGUGCAGACAUAUUGGCUUUCGCAGCACGAGACAGUGCUCUUAAAGUUGGCGGCAUAAACUACGACGUUCCAUCAGGACGCAGAGACGGUCGUGUCUCUAUCGCCGACGAAGUGGCACAGAAUCUACCUGCACCAACCUCGAGUGCCGCUGAACUCGUGAGUAGAUUUGCACAGAAGGGUUUGAGUGCAGACGAAAUGGUGACACUUUCAGGAGCUCAUUCGAUUGGUGUGUCGCACUGUUCCGCCUUCUCGAAGCGCUUGUACUCUUUCAAUGACACGUUCACGCAAGAUCCCUCCAUGGACUCUUCCUACGCUGAAACGUUGAAGACCAAGUGCCCUGCGCCACCUGCUACCUCAGACCCAACACUCUCUCUUGACCCUUCCACUCCGGUUCGUUUGGACAUCAAAUACUACGAGGGAUUGAUCAACCACCGUGGCCUGUUGACGUCGGAUCAGACGCUGUUCACCACCCAGUCCACAAGAGACAUGGUCGUGAACAAUGCAAACAACGGUGCAAGCUGGUCUGAGAAGUUUGCCAAGGCAAUGGUGCAAAUGGGUUCCAUAGAAGUGCUCACUGGCUCCAGUGGCGAGAUCAGGAAGCAUUGCAGCUUUGUUAAUUAACUAACUCACUCACACCUGCUACACUCAAGCAAAACUCGGUCAAUCACUUCUCAUUGAAUUCUUUUUUUACGUGUUUUUGGCGGAAAAAUAGGUUGUUUCUUGUUGAUUGAAUUUGGUAUUGUAAAUGGCUCUAAGAGGGUGCAAUGAAGCUAUGUAAAUCGAUGCUUACAUGAUUUUGAUUAAAGUUGAAGUGACUGCGUUGUAGAAAGUAAGCGAGGGGAGGGUAAAGUGAGAAAGAAGGGGGGUGAAGAAAGCAAAAAGAUGUCCGGAAUUGUGUGACAUGAAUUUUGAAUAGAAUAAUGAGGCGUUAGUUAGAUGUUGGAAGAAGGAGAGGUGGCAA